GUUUCAUAUAUUUACCUCGGACUUAUAGUGUAUAUUCACUUCCUGUUAUCCCCUAAACGUUGAGAAAAGGUUUUCUAACAAAAAGCAGUCAUGGGGAAGGGUUUCAAUAAUUAUAUGACCAAGAAAUUUUUCCAUCCAUCAAGCAAAGAAAAUAUCAAAAGGGUAUGGAUGGCUCAACAGAAAACAGAAUUUGAAAAGAAAAAACAGGAAGAAUUACUCAAUCAGUAUCAAAAAGAACAAGAAACAUAUUCAAACAGGGCUUUACUUGGUGAUGAAAAGGCAAAGCUUGGUUUAAGUUUUAUGUACGAUGCACCACCAGGGCUGAAGAAAAAAGAAGAUGAAAAAGACGUUGAAACAGAGGUUAAGUUUGAAUGGCAGAGAAAAUACAAUGCUCCAAGAGAACAAUAUGCCAAAAAUGAUGAUGAAAUACGUGACCAACCUUUUGGUAUUGAGGUUCGUAAUGUGCGCUGUAUCAAAUGUAGAAAAUGGGGCCAUGUUAAUACAGACAAAAUAUGUCCACUGUUUAACAGAGAUUUGACAGCAGAACCACCUCAACCAUCAACAAGUGCAGCAGCUUUAGUAGAAGGAAUGAAAGAGGAUGGAUUUAAAUUAAAGCAAAGCAUUCUGGGUAGAAUGGCUGAAGAUCCAUCAGCAGAACAUGAGAAAUUGUUAGAAAGUGGAGAUGAAGAUGACCCAGAGGUCAAGUUUCUGAAGUCACUCAGUGCUAAACAGAAGAAAAAGUUACUAAAGAAACUGAACAAAAUACAGGAAGGAAAAGUUAAGAGGUCAAAAAAAGAAAAAAAGCAAAAGAAGAAAAAGAAGCAUAGGUCUUCAUCAGAUUCUGAAGAUGAAAGCUCAAGAAGAAAAAAGAAAAAAAGAAACGAAGAAUCUGACAGUGAUAGUAGUGACGAAGAUUCAAAGAAAAGAAGAGACCGUUCUAGUUCAAACAUAGAUUUGAAGUCUAAAAGAAGAGAUAAAGGCAAAGGAAAGAUGAGAAGAUACAGCUCCAGUCCUGACAAAAGGUCAUCAAGAGAGAGACAAAGAAAUUCCAAGGACUACAAACAGAAGCAUUAUGAAAGUUCUAGUGACUCAGACUCCAGUAGUAACACAGGAAGUGAUUUUUAUGAGCAAAAGUAUAAUAAACAGUCACAUGAUUCCAGACAGAAAGAAAGAAGAAAUAGAUCACCUGAUAAUAGAACAGAUAAAAAAGAUAGAGUGAGAGAUUUUAAAUCAAGUAGAAUAUCUAAAGAGCAAUCAUAUCAGAGAAAUUCAAGGUCGGGUAGUAGGUCACCAUCCAAAAGUAAGUCUAGGAGAAAUAGAUCUAUGUCGAAUGAAAGAAGAGAACAAUCACAUCAUAGACAUACAAGGACAAAAAGUAGGUCCCCAGAAGAAAAAAAGUCGAGAAGAAAUAGAUCAAGUUCAAAUGAAAAAAGAAAGCAAUCACGUCGUAGAUAUACAAGAUCAAGGAGCAGGUCACCAAACGAAAAUAAAUCUAGGAGAAAAAGGUCAAGUUCAAAUGAAAAAAGAGAGCAAUCACAUCGUAGAUAUACAAGGUCAAGAAGCAGGUCACCAGAUGCAAAUAAAUCUAGGAGGGAUAGAUCUAGUUCAGAAGAGAGAAGGUCUUUUUCUAGAGAAAGAUAUGAGUCAAGAUCAAAGAACAGCAAUGUAGGUCAAAGAAGUAGGUCAAGAUCUCCAGAUCGUCAACAUUCAAGAUACAGCACGCAUGGUGGAAGGGCAUCAGUCAACACUCCACCAGUAAAAGGCUGGUUCUCAACUGCCGAAUUAACUCCAGGAGUCAAGGAUAAAAGAUCAAGAACUUCAGUAUGGAUAGUUGGGUCGUCUAUUGUUUACUGGGCUCACAAGAGGGCAUCUCAGCUGAGAGAUAUCAACCUGGGUGUAAAAACCUCAGAAGCCUGUGUAGAAUGGUAUGGCACACGAGGAAUGAGAUGGAAUGCACUGAUGCCAAAGUUGAUGGAACUUGUACAGUCAAAACCUCCCCCAGAUGUAUUAAUAUUAUAUGUUGGUUCAAAUGAUGUUGGCUAUGUCAAACCAAUGGACUUGGUCAAAAUGAUUAAGAAUGAUUUAUGUACCAUUAAAGAAAUGUGCCCUGAUACUCAGCUGAUUUACAAUGAAAUCCUGUCCAGAAUCAACUGGAGGGGUGCUCCAACUAAUGAGGAUGGUGAGCAACAGAGAUUGUCUAUAAAUAAAUAUGUCAAACCGGCAGUGGAAUCAAUGGGUGGAUUUAUGAUUCACCAUCCUGAUAUAAGAAAUGUAAAUCUCUCGCUGUACCGUGAUGAUGGGGUCCAUCUUAAUGAUCGUGGUUAUGACAUAUUUAAUGGUAAUAUUGCAGACACAGUAAGAGCAGCUCUGUUGAAAAAUAAACUUUAAAUCAUAUUAUUUAUUUAAAUGUUUUAUCUUGAAUUUGUGUAUUAUUAUUUUUACAAAUGUAUUUGAUGCAAUAAAAGGAAUAGAUGUAAAAUUAUAAUUUAUUGUCUUGCCUUUCGCUAAAUGUGAAUUUAUAAAGGAUCUGUUUCUAUUGUAGGCAGCAUCAAUAAAUGAUUAAAGUUG
Molecule: messenger RNA, 2568 nt
Organism: Mytilus trossulus (common blue mussel)
Lineage: Eukaryota; Metazoa; Mollusca; Bivalvia; Mytilida; Mytilidae
Product: corepressor interacting with RBPJ 1-like
Exons: 11
Coding region: 91-2388 (765 amino acids)
Biological process (GO): negative regulation of DNA-templated transcription
Cellular component (GO): nucleus
Molecular function (GO): transcription corepressor activity
Source: RefSeq, a predicted model, not a curated record